CAGUAGUCAGCGCAGUAGUCAACGGUUUUCCUCUCGAUACAUUUCGCUGUUAGGCGCCGUUUCGUUCCGCUAUCAGUCAUAUGGAUAACGAGAGGACGGCAGGAGAGGGAAUCGGCCGUUGCCGAUGAACGAUGGACGGAAGGUGGCCACUGCCGGUCAUUCUUGAUGAGCAGUAGUCGCAAGGUAGUUCGCAUAGUAGUGCUCCGGUUGACAUCUCGAAACAGCGAACGUGCGACUCUUUCUCUCUUUGCCACCUUUUGUGUAAAGCGCGAGCCAAAACGCGUCGAACCGUGCAAGUGUCUACAGAAUCACGGAAACAUGGGCGUGGAGACCGACACCGGGGGUGUUUUUAGAAAACCCGGCGCGAGACCGGAAGUUCUUAAGCACAACCAGAAAUUGCCUGGGAACAUGGAGCGCGGAUUGCACGAGCGCGACCGAGUCGGCGUUGAGGACUUCGUCCUGCUGGAGGACUUCCGCAGCGAGGCCGCCUUCAUUGACAAUUUGCGCAAACGAUUUAAGGAGGAUCUCAUUUACACGUACAUCGGCCAGGUGCUGGUGUCGAUGAAUCCUUAUAAGAAACUGCCCAUCUAUACCCCAGAGACGAUUCUUUACUACCACGGGAGAAAUUUCUUCGAGGCACCUCCUCACAUUUUUGCUCUCGCGGACACCGCCUAUCAAUCCCUGGCCAAGGAAAAUCGCGAUCAAUGCAUUCUGAUUUCGGGUGAAUCGGGAUCUGGGAAAACAGAGGCGUCCAAGAAGGUCUUGGAGUUUAUCGCGACUGCUACCGGGCAUAAGAAACAGGUGGAGCAGGUGAAUGAUAAAUUAAUUGGUAGUAAUCCCGUGCUGGAAGCUUUCGGUAACGCGAAGACCAAUCGCAAUGACAAUUCAUCCCGCUUCGGCAAGUACAUGGACGUUCAGUUCAAUUUUCAGGGAGAUCCAGUCGGUGGAAAUAUUUUGAACUAUUUAUUAGAAAAGUCCCGAGUCGUUCAUCAAUCAGUUGGCGAACGUAAUUUUCAUAUCUUUUACCAACUUUUGGCGGGAGCGGACGAUGACACGUUGAGAAAAUUGUUUUUGAAAAGAAAUCUCGAUACCUUUUUCUACUUGAGCAACGGGACGAAAGGUACAGUGGAUACCAUCGACGAUGCUAAUCAGUACAAAGAAGUUGUUCGGGCCAUGAAGACUAUGGAGAUGUCUCAGCAAGAACAGAACGACCUGUUUGCCAUAGUCGCAUCGGUGUUACACAUGGGUAACGUAGGUUUCUCGGAGGAGGAUGGCGUAGCGACUAUUUUGAAACCCGCGUCUGUCGAUGCCGUCGCUACGCUGCUAGACUGCGACGUGAAGCGACUGGCAAAGGCAUUUACUCAUCGCACCAUAAAUGCUCACGGUGACGUGGUGGUUUCACCCUUGAAUAGAGAAUUGGCUAUUUAUGCGAGAGACGCACUAGCAAAGGCCGUGUAUGACAGAUUAUUCACCUGGCUCGUGACUAGACUCAACAAGUCUUUACAGCCCCAGACUAAUCCUCGCCGCAAAAUGGUCAUGGGUAUUUUGGAUAUUUAUGGUUUUGAGAUCUUUCAAAAAAAUAGUUUCGAGCAGUUUUGCAUUAAUUUUUGCAAUGAGAAACUGCAACAACUGUUUAUCCAGUUGACACUGAAAUCAGAACAGGAAGAAUAUCUACGUGAAGGAAUAACUUGGGAAAAUAUAGACUAUUUUAAUAACAAAAUCAUUUGCGAUUUGAUUGAAGAAAAGUAUAAAGGAAUAAUAUCAUUAAUGGAUGAGGAAUGCUUGCGUCCCGGAGAACCAACGGAUAUGAGCUUCCUGGAGAAGUUAAACGUAAAUCUGAACAAUCAUCCUCACUACAUCAGUCAUCAAAAAGCUGAUAUACAAACACAAAAGAUUAUGGGACGAGACGAAUUCAGAUUGGUGCAUUACGCCGGCGAUGUUACCUAUAAUGUACGUGGAUUUCUCGAGAAAAAUAAUGAUUUACUAUUUCGAGAUUUACGUGAAGUUAUGUCGCAUACAACAAAUUCCAUCACAAAGACUGUAUUUGAUGUGAAAGAUUUAACAAGUAAGAAACGCCCCGAGACUGCCAUAACUCAAUUUAAAAAUAGUUUAAAUAAUCUAGUUGAUAUUCUCAUGGGGAAAGAACCGUCUUACAUUCGCUGCAUCAAACCUAACGAUUUUAAGAUGCCCAAUCAAUUUAAUGAAAAGAUCGUGUUGCAUCAAGUGAAGUACUUGGGCUUGAUGGAGAAUCUACGAGUGAGACGCGCCGGUUUCGCAUAUCGAAGACCAUACGACCAAUUCUUGCAACGUUACAAAUGCCUCUGUGCGGAAACCUGGCCGAAUUAUCACGGUCCGGCCAAGGAAGGUGUGCAGGUGCUCGUGUGUUAUCUUGGUUACGAGCGCGACGAAUACAGGAUGGGAAAUACAAAAUUAUUUAUUCGAUUUCCUAAAACGUUAUUCGUCACGGAGGACGCGUUCCAAAUGAAGAAACACGAAGUAGCCGCCAUUAUCCAGAGCAAAUGGAAAGGUAUAUUAACAAGGAGGAAAUAUUUAGAGACGCGACAAGCAGCGAUCGUUUUUCAGAAAUACAUUCGUAGGUGGCACGCAAGACGCCAAGCCAAAAAACGACGACAGGCAGUUGCCACUGUCCGCAGAUUUAUCAAAGGUUUUAUUACACGGGAUGGACCGCCUACAGAGAUUAAUAAGGCAUUUAUCGAAUUGGCAAAGUCGCAAUGGCUUAUCAGACUUUCGAAGUCAUUGCCACCGGGUGUCCUAAAUAAGUAUUGGCCACCAUGUCCGUAUUCUUGUCAAGAGGCAUCAGAUCAUUUGCGCAUAAUGCACAUGCGAUGGAAAGCCCGUUGUUAUCGAAUGGCAUUAAGCAAGGAGGAUAAAGAGCAGUUCGAGUUGAAGAUUCUUGCGGAGUCUCUGUUCAAAAAUAAGAAAAAAUCUUACGCGAAAAGUUUAAAUCCGAGAUUUGUAAGUGAUCGUCUCGGCGAGGAGUACAAAGCACUGCGACAGAGUUUUAUCAAUAAUAUUUUAACUUCCGGAGAAAACAUAAAGUACGCCACACCUGUCAUUAAAUACGAUCGGCACGGAUAUAAGCCACGCGAGAGAGUACUCAUUUUAACACAAAAUGCAGUAUACAUUCUCGACACGCUUAAGACCUUCAAGCUUAAGCAUCGUCUGCCUUACAAGGCCAUCGAGGAGUUGGUCGUCACCGGGGAAUCGGAUAACUUACUCAUCGUCAGGAUACCGCCUGAAUCGAAAAAGGACAAGGGUGACUUGAUUUUAGAAGUUCCGCAUCUAAUAGAAGCGUUAACGAAAGCGAUCGAUAUCACCAACAAUCCGAACAUUCUCAAGAUUGUCAAUACCGAAUCUGUGUCCCACAAACUAGUCAGUGGUAAGGAGGGAGUUAUCGAAGUUAGAACUGGUGCCACUCCAGCAAUCAGUAAAAAUCCACAGAGUGGGCACUUGUUAGUGGUAAGGAGCUUGAAAUCUCAAAUAAUCCUAAUCCCUUUAUUUUAUAUACCCCCAUAAGAAAUUGUCCUUCCCUUGCACUUGUUUCAAAUCUCUAAAUUUCAGGUCGCUUCUCCAUAAAAUUAUCCUAAAAGGAAGGAUCUCUCAGGGGACUGAAAGAACCAAUGCUACGAUGCCUUCAGUGGCCUUAACACAAUGUGAUUUAGAAAGUACGCGCAAGAGAAUAUUAAGAAGAGAUAAUAUAUAUCCCACUAUAAUAUACAUCUUUAAAUUAUUCUGGCGAUACUUUACCACAAAGGGAUGAUAAAUUGACGACAAUACAUAAGUCUUUCGCUACGACGUAGACAGAUUACGUUGAAAUCUUGUUACGAAAGACACAGAGUGCCAUAAGGCCUCCUGUAUAAUAUUUCCUUGUAAAGUAGAUAAUAUUAUUAAACAAUAUUUAUUCUAAAUGGAAAGAAUGAUGAAACUGAGUGGAUUAACGAGUUUGUCAGUAAUUUAUGAACGUUAUUUAAAUAUAAGCUAAGCUUCAGUUACGCAGACGCAAUAAAUGAAUAAAUUCAUAUCA
This is a messenger RNA of Monomorium pharaonis (pharaoh ant), 4045 nucleotides long. RefSeq names its product unconventional myosin IC (gene Myo61F). Gene Ontology annotation, cellular component: actin cytoskeleton; plasma membrane; microvillus. The coding region runs from base 166 to 3537 and encodes 1123 amino acids. Gene Ontology annotation, biological process: vesicle transport along actin filament; actin filament organization. Gene Ontology annotation, molecular function: ATP binding; actin filament binding; microfilament motor activity. Lineage: Eukaryota; Metazoa; Arthropoda; Insecta; Hymenoptera; Formicidae. The transcript is spliced from 20 exons. The record is from RefSeq and is a predicted model, not a curated record.